Dermochelys coriacea (leatherback sea turtle) is the source of this 2323-nucleotide messenger RNA. It is a transcript of the gene DLD, whose product is annotated as dihydrolipoamide dehydrogenase. Gene Ontology annotation, cellular component: oxoglutarate dehydrogenase complex; mitochondrion. The transcript is spliced from 14 exons. Lineage: Eukaryota; Metazoa; Chordata; Testudines; Dermochelyidae. Gene Ontology annotation, molecular function: dihydrolipoyl dehydrogenase (NADH) activity; flavin adenine dinucleotide binding. Bases 205 to 1731 code for a protein of 508 amino acids. The record is from RefSeq and is a predicted model, not a curated record.
UGCCCACGAGCUGCGCCAGCAGGCCGCCGCCGCCAGGGGGGAGUGUUGCGCCCGUGCGCGGGGCUCAUGCGACGCCUCUCUGUCACAGCGUCGUCGCCCCCUCGCCGGGCCUAGUGCGCCUGCGCGAGUCCGCGGAGACCUUGGAGGCGCGGCCGCCGGGGACGAGGCGCUCGGACGCGAGGUUAAAGCUGAGGCGGCCGGAAAAUGCAGAGCUGGAGCCGGGUCUGCUGCGCGCUCGCCCAGAGAAGCCAUUUUAAUCGAAUCCAUCAUGGCCUACAGGGGAUUUGUGCAGUGUCGCUGAGGAGCUAUACUGAUCUAGCUGAUGCUGACAUCACAGUUAUUGGUUCUGGGCCUGGAGGAUAUGUUGCUGCUAUCAAAGCAGCCCAACUUGGCUUUAAGACUGUUUGUGUGGAGAAAAAUGAAACGUUGGGUGGAACCUGUUUGAAUGUUGGCUGCAUUCCUUCCAAGGCUUUGCUGAACAAUUCACAUCUGUAUCAUUUGGCCCAUGGAAAGGAUUUUGCUAGUAGAGGAAUUGAAAUUACAGGAAUCCACUUGAAUUUAGAGAAGAUGAUGGAGCAGAAAAGUGGUGCAGUGAAGUCCUUGACAGGUGGAAUUGCCCAUUUGUUUAAACAGAACAAGGUCAUACAUGUGCCUGGAUAUGGAAAAAUAACUGGCAAAAACCAAGUCACAGUAUCCAAAGAGGAUGGUAGCACUCAGGUUAUCAAUACAAAGAAUAUCCUCAUAGCCACAGGUUCAGAAGUUGCUCCCUUCCCUGGAAUUACGAUUGAUGAAGACACAAUUGUAUCAUCAACUGGUGCACUGUCCCUGAAACAAGUCCCUGAAAAGAUGGUUGUAAUUGGUGCAGGAGUCAUUGGUGUGGAAUUGGGUUCAGUUUGGCAGCGUCUUGGUGCAGAUGUGACAGCCGUUGAGUUCUUGGGCCAUGUUGGUGGAAUGGGUAUUGAUAUGGAGAUCUCUAAAAACUUUCAGCGCAUCCUUCAGAAACAAGGACUCAAAUUUAAACUAAAUACCAAGGUUACUGGUGCCACCAAGAGGCCAGAUGGAAAGAUUGAUGUUUCUAUUGAAGCAGCUGCUGGUGGAAAGACAGAAGUAAUCACCUGUGAUGUAUUACUUGUUUGCAUUGGUCGACGUCCUUUUACUCAGAACCUAGGGCUGGAAGAUAUUGGAAUUGAACUUGAUAACAAGGGUAGAAUCCCAAUCAAUACCAGAUUCCAAACCAAAAUUCCAAACAUCUAUGCUAUUGGUGAUGUAGUUGCUGGGCCAAUGUUGGCUCACAAAGCUGAGGAUGAAGGCAUUAUCUGCGCUGAGGGGAUAGCUGGAGGUGCAGUUCACAUUGACUAUAACUGUGUGCCCUCAGUGAUUUACACACACCCUGAAGUUGCCUGGGUUGGCAAAUCAGAGGAACAGUUGAAAGAGGAGGGGACAGAAUACAAAAUUGGAAAGUUCCCAUUUGCUGCUAACAGCAGAGCUAAGACUAAUGCUGACACAGAUGGCUUGGUGAAGAUACUUAGUCAGAAAACAACAGACAGGAUGCUGGGUGCUCACAUUCUAGGCACAGGUGCUGGGGAGAUGGUUAAUGAAGCUGCUCUUGCUAUGGAAUAUGGAGCAUCAUGUGAAGAUGUAGCCAGAGUUUGCCAUGCCCAUCCAACUGUGUCAGAAGCCUUCAGGGAAGCAAACCUAGCAGCAUCUUUCGGCAAAGCUAUCAACUUCUAAAAUGCAAGCACAAUCAUUUGUACAUAUAUAGCACAUUUCUUCUGAAAAUGGACUGUUGGCUUUUGCAGAAGAUUGAGUCUUUGAGUAUUUCUAGAACUGAAUUAAAUGAAUUUCUUUUGUUUAAACAUCAAAUAUUUAAACACAUAGGGUUUGGAACAAGUGGAAUUAUCCAGUUGCUGUAUAUUAAUACACUUAGAAACUUGUUUGUGCAUCAUGGAGUGUUUCAGAAAACAAGCUUAAGAGACAAUAAUUUAAAAACAAAACAAAACACAUUUCACGGUUGCACAGCAUAACCAGGAACACUGGCCCAAACUCUUGGCUAAUACUGUCCUGCGUAUCUGGUAUGUUCUUAUUUGAAAUACUGAUAUUCCAGUGGAAUGCUGGCACUUAAAAAUGCCACUGUCACCUCUGCACAAAGAUGUUGUGACAUUCUUUUAUGUGAAAUCUUUCACUAUAUAUUUUUUUUUUCUGAAAUGCAGAAGCCAAACCUUUUGGUUACUUUGAUCUAGUAGAGUUGGGAUUUCUUGGAUGAGGCUAUUUACUGUAGGUGAAUUGAAGCUUAUCUUUAUUUGUAGAAAGCUAGGCUGGCAGU